This is a messenger RNA of Spodoptera exigua (beet armyworm), 1014 nucleotides long. The record is from the annotation of a GenBank genome assembly. Lineage: Eukaryota; Metazoa; Arthropoda; Insecta; Lepidoptera; Noctuidae.
AUGUCCGACGGCAAUAAUCAAAAGUCAGAUUCUGAACCUAGCAGUAAAAAAAUUAAAAUUGAUCAUGAAAGUGGGAAUAAUGUGAGUGAAAAUCAGUUGCAAUUAAAAGACUUUGUAUUGGAGAAGAUUUUAAAUAACAACACUAAUAGGAAAACUGUUUGUGUGCAAGGAAAAUUCAAAGACAAAAGUGGCGUGGCUUUAGUUAUUUUAGAGAAAAAUGCUUUCAAGGAAGAAGAUUUGAGCAAUGAAGGUUACUUUUCCGUAGAUACAGAGUUGAAAACGUUCUUCGAGAACGAUAUCUACGGGAAUUACGAGUGUUUCCCCCGGUCUUCAAUUAAUGGUGUAAAAACAUCAAUAAUAUACCCCGCUACAGAGAAGCAUAUUGCCAAGUUUAGUCAACAAGAGCUCCACAUUGUUCUGGAAACUCCAGAGUUGUACCAGAAGCUCACAUUACCACAUUUGGAGAAGGAGCAGUUCAAUUUACAGUGGGUUUACAACAUUCUAGAAGGGAAGAGUGAGCAGGACAGAAUAGUCUACGACAAUAAGUGUGAAAAGGACGGAUUUGUGCUAGUUCCUGACCUCAAGUGGGACGGACUUACAAAAGAGUCCUUGUACCUGCUAGCUAUCGUUAGAAGGCGAGGAAUCAAGUCUUUGAGGGAUCUGGAUGAUAGUCAUCUGCCAUUGUUGAAGAGGGUUCGCGACGAGGGAAAGAAAAAAAUAUUCGAGAAAUACAACGUACCGGCGUCACAGCUGCGAGUCUACCUCCAUUACCAGCCUUCGUUCUACCACCUGCAUAUACACUUCACGUACUUACGCCACGAGGCGCCCGGCAUCUAUGCAGAGAAGUCACAUCUACUCGACACUGUCAUUGACAAUAUCGAAAUGAAACCAGAUUACUACCAAAAAGCAACCCUACCUUUCACCAUCCGUGAAAUGGACAACAUUUUCAACAUCUACGAAACAAAUGGACAUGUCCAGAGAAUCAAGCAAGAAAGUGAAUUAAUUGAUAAGUAA